This is a messenger RNA of Scatophagus argus, 1809 nucleotides long. RefSeq names its product angiopoietin-like 6 (gene angptl6). The coding region runs from base 293 to 1753 and encodes 486 amino acids. NCBI's taxonomy places the organism in Eukaryota, Metazoa, Chordata, Actinopteri, Scatophagidae. The transcript has 7 exons. The record is from RefSeq and is a predicted model, not a curated record.
GUUUGUAAUUACUUCUUCUCCUUCUUCACAGAUCCUGAGGCAGAACCUCAGAAGAAGAAGAGGUGGUCUGUCUGCUGAGAAAAGUUUGGUCUCUUCUUGAUUCUGACCCAGAUCCCUCAGCCUUCACCUUCACUCCAUCGACUUUGGAAGAAGUCGCUCAUUUAUGUGACCUUCUGAUCUGAACAUGUGAUUUUUAAAAUGUUUUAGUUUUUGUUUUACACACCGGAGCAGAACAAAGACAUCAUUGACGCUUUUCAGCUGCUACGGGUGCUCUCAGAAAUUUAACAGAUUCAUGGAGAAGACAGUGACAUUAGGUCUGACUCUUUUCUUAACACUCUGUGUGGACAUACCAGAAGCUAGAGGACGGAAGGAGGGGACCCAUGGCGAGAACACUCACAGACAUUCAUCACGAUCUUCAGAUUCUAAAGGAGGACGUUGCUCCUACACCUUCAUUGUUCCCCAGCAAAAACUGACAGGUGCACUGUGUUUGAACACACAGUCUGCUACUGCCAACCACUCGGAGGUGGCAGCGCUGCGGGCGGAGCUCAUACGGCAGCAGGAACAGCUGGAGAAGCUCCGGGGCCAGCUGGAGAAGGAGGGGUCCCUUGCCAUGGAGGUACGAGCCCUUCGCAAAGAGAGUAACAGCAUGAAUUCUCGCAUUGCCCAGCUCUAUGCCCAGCUGCUACAUGAAGUCAUACACAAGAAAGACCAGGCUUUGGAGCAACGAAGGGUGGAGAACCUCCUACUGAAUGCUACAGCGCAGGCAUUGCAGGUCUCCAGUAACUACAGGGAACUGGAGAAGAAAUAUGGAGCCCUCACCUCCAUCAUGAGUUCCCAGAACCAGUUUAUUGCUCGUUUGGAGAAACAGUGCCGCUGCAGGGACUCCACCCAGUCCUCUCCGGUGACGACGGAGCCACCAAAAAGCCUAACUAACAUGCAUCCUAAUUACAGCUCUGAGGUCAACGAAAUGACCAAUGAUGUUCAAAGAGACCAAAGUGCUCCUCCACCACAACAGGAAAAAACAGCCCAUUCUCUCACCACCACUACCGCCAACACUCCUACAGACCCUCCUUUCAUUAGUUUCCCUGUAACAAAGACUCCAGGGCCGUGGCGGGACUGUCAGCAUGUGCUGGAGUCAGGUGAGACCACCAGUGGGAUCUACCUGCUCCGCCCACAGAGUGCCAACCGCCUCCUACAGGCCUGGUGUGAUCAGAGUCGGGCUCAGGGAGGGUGGACUGUCAUCCAGAGGAGACAGGAUGGGUCGGUCAACUUCUUCAGGACUUGGGAGCAGUACAAGCAAGGCUUUGGAAACCUAGAUGGGGAGUACUGGCUCGGCCUGGAACACCUCUACUGGAUGACUAAACAGACCCAGUAUAAGCUCCGGGUGGCUCUUGAGGACUGGCAGGGACGGCAGGUGUUUGCAGAGUAUGACAGUUUCUACCUGGAGCCAGAAAGCGACUGGUACAGACUACGUUUGGGGCAAUACCAUGGCAAUGCAGGGGACUCCCUUUCAUGGCACAACAACAAGGCCUUCACCACUCUGGAUCGAGACAAGGACAGCUACACAGGUAACUGUGCUCAUUACCAGAAAGGAGGCUGGUGGUACCACAUGUGUGCCCACUCUAAUCUGAACGGCGUGUGGUAUCGAGGUGGACACUAUCGCAGCCGCUACCAGGAUGGGGUCUACUGGACAGAGUUCCAUGGAGGGUCUUAUUCCCUUAAACGAGUUUCCAUGAUGAUCAAACCUAUAUAACGUAGUUUCAUUAUGGACAUGUGAGAAAACAAUGCUGAUAUGUCUGUCAGCUGUGU